AUGCCGUCUGUAGCCCAAAAACGUCCUUCGCUGGACGAGCUCCAGUCCCUCUUCCCUCUCACAAAUCCGAUUCCCCACCCAAAGUCGAACCCAGACCUUCUCACUUCCAAAGACCUGCACCGAGAAGAAGAUCUUUUACGAAAUCCUCAAUCUUUUCGAGCAUGGUGGACAGCGAUACAUACGACUCGGGAAUUAUACGCUGCUCAAAGCAAAAUUGAAAAGCACGAGCUUCCAGAGGAGAUCUCAGCUCUACUUGGGCCACUUUCGACGCCUUAUGCGCGCCUCACUCUUCAACGCCUCACCUACCUUUACGAAUCGGCACUCGUGCAGUUUCCGAACUCAUUCAAACUAUGGAAGUCCUAUUUGACGAUGCGCAUGUCAUACGUGUUGGGGAAACAAGUCAUCAAAAAGAGAGCGGGUGGUAGAAAGAAGUUUCCCGAGAUGAAGGACGCGUUGGUGGAUGAAAAAGAGGACCUUGAGCGAUGGGAGGGAGGGUUGAAUGGGGCCAUCGGGUGGGAGGAGUGGAAAUCUUUGGUUGCGGUCUUUGAACGUGCGCUGAUGUGGUUGCCCAAGCUACCGCGACUAUGGUUGAUGUACUCUUCCAUCUUUUUCCACCCUCUAUGCCCCUCACCACUUUCUCAUUCGCAUGCACGAAGGACGUUUGACAGAGCGUUGAGGACGUUGCCUCCAUCUCUUCACCAACGUAUAUGGGUACGGUAUUUACUGUGGGCCGAGCAACGAGGUGGUGCUACCACUGUUGCAGCGUUUCGUCGAUACAUUGCGAUUGACCCUAGCGUAACGGAACACUACACCGACCUUCUUCUCUCUCCGGUGUUGGGUUCUCCUCGGCCACUCGAGGCUGCUAAGCUGCUUCUUUCGUUGGCUCGUAAAGCUGCCAGAGGGGAGUACUCAAGCCCGGAGGGUAAAAGCCCUUAUCAACUUUUGGAAGAUUGGAUCAAUCUGGUGGAGAAGUUUUCCGAUGAUGUUGGUUUGGAUGUCGAAGAAACUAUAGAAUCGCAUGCUGCUGCUGCGAAAGCAGAAGAAGAAAAGGAAGCGAUGAAGGUAGAGGACCAAGAGCCGGCGUCUGUCGAUGGACAACUUAUACGCGUAGCUGGUCCUCCUGUUGCGGUUGAUGCAGAUGGAAAUGCUCUUCCGGCUUAUGAUGAAGAUGAGGAUCCGUCGAGCCCUCGCAGGAUAAACAUUGAACAAGUUAUCGAGAAGGACGGGUUCUCUGUCUAUAAGGAUCAAGCUGGGCGACUUUGGACGGGCUUGGCGACCUAUUGGAUCAAACGUUCAGAAUUUGACCGUGCAAAAGAAAUGUUCGAAAAAGGUCUCGCUUCGGUUUUGACAAUUCGAGAUUUUACACAAGUAUUCGAUGCUUAUGCUGAAUUCGGAGAGUCUUUAAUAAGUGCCUUGAUGGACAGUCUCAACGACGAGGAGGACGAGGAGGAGGCUGCUGAGACGGAGCAAGAGCUGGACGUACAUAUGAAGGGGUUUGAGGAGUUGAUGGACAGACGGCCGUUCCUAGUGAACGAUGUCUUGAUUAGGCGCAAUCCGAAUGAUGUGCAGGAGUGGGAGAAGAGGGUUGCGUUGUGGGGUCAAGACGAUAAAAAGGUCGCAGAAACUUACACCAAAGCUCUUGAAACAAUUGUUCCGCGGAAAGCAACUGCCAACCUUCAUAGAUUAUACAUUAAUUUUGCCAAGUUUUACGAGGAAGGUGGCACUACUGGCGAGGCUGAAGAAGAUCUCGAUAGUGCACGGAAAAUCUUGGAAAAUGCUACCAAGGUUAACUUCAAAGCUGUGGAAGACCUCGCAGAAGUGUGGUGUGAAUGGGCUGAAUUGGAAAUUCGACAGGAAAAUCACGAUGAAGCCAUCAGGGUCCUGCAGAGGGCUGCUGCUAUUCCCAAGGACACCAAAAUCAACUACCACGACCAUUCAUUAUCAGCCCAGACACGUCUAUUCAAGUCCUUGAAACUAUGGUCAUUUUACGUUGAUCUAGAGGAGUCGUUAGGUACCGUUGAGACGACUAAGAAAGUGUACGACAAGAUCCUUGAGCUCCGGAUUGCGAACGCACAGAUCAUCGUAAACUAUGCUGCUUUCUUGGAGAGCAACAAAUACUUCGAAGAAAGCUUCAAGGUAUACGAGCGAGGCGUCGAACUCUUCACCUUCCCGGUAUCCUUUGAAAUCUGGAAUAUUUACCUCUCCAAAUUUGUUAAACGCUAUGGCGGCACCAAAGUUGAACGUGCAAGAGAUUUGUUUGAGCAGGCGUUAGAGAAAUGUCCUGCAAAAUCUUGCAAGCCUCUUUUCCUCAUGUACGGCAAGUUCGAAGAGGAGUUUGGACUGAUUAAGCGUGCGAUGUCGAUCUAUGAGCGUGGAACUCAAGUGGUGGCCGAUGAAGACAAGUUUGAGAUGUUCACCAUCUACAUUGCCAAAGCGACCGCUAAUUACGGCUUGCCUGCAACUCGACCUAUUUAUGAGCGAGCUCUUGAACUACUCCCUGAUCGGCAGACCGCAGAAAUGUGUCUACGAUUUGCAGCCUUGGAACGCAAACUCGGUGAAAUCGACCGUGCACGGGCUAUCUACGCCCACGCAUCUCAAUUCUGCGAUCCCAGAGUUAAUGAAAAGUUCUGGAAGGAAUGGAACGAUUUCGAAAUCGAGACGGGAUCAGAAGACACCUUCCGAGAGAUGCUUCGAAUCAAGCGUAGUGUCCAGGCACAGUUCAAUACGGAGGCACACUACAUCGCCGCUCAGACGAUCGCUGCUAAGAAUGGGGCGGAGAAAAAGGUGGAGAUUGCAGAGGCGCCAGAUGCUAUGGCAGCCGCUGAGAGACAGGUAGGAGGAUUUGUUGCAGCAACGAAGACUGCCCUGUACCAGCCGCCGGAGGAUGCUUCCGCUGCAGUUGCGGCUAAUGCAGAUGAGAUACAUAUAUCGGACGAUGAGGAUGUUUGA
Molecule: messenger RNA, 2949 nt
Organism: Marasmius oreades (fairy-ring Marasmius)
Lineage: Eukaryota; Fungi; Basidiomycota; Agaricomycetes; Agaricales; Marasmiaceae
Gene: SYF1
Product: pre-mRNA-splicing factor syf1
Exons: 8
Coding region: 1-2949 (982 amino acids)
Biological process (GO): mRNA splicing, via spliceosome; generation of catalytic spliceosome for first transesterification step
Cellular component (GO): post-mRNA release spliceosomal complex; Prp19 complex; U2-type catalytic step 2 spliceosome
Molecular function (GO): protein binding
Source: RefSeq, a predicted model, not a curated record